Branchiostoma floridae (Florida lancelet) is the source of this 3445-nucleotide messenger RNA. RefSeq names its product squamous cell carcinoma antigen recognized by T-cells 3-like. Bases 75 to 2903 code for a protein of 942 amino acids. NCBI's taxonomy places the organism in Eukaryota, Metazoa, Chordata, Leptocardii, Amphioxiformes, Branchiostomatidae. Gene Ontology annotation, biological process: RNA processing. The record is from RefSeq and is a predicted model, not a curated record. Gene Ontology annotation, molecular function: RNA binding; protein binding. The transcript has 23 exons.
CGUGGGUGCGCGGUGCAUUGUGGGCCACCUGACGCCCAGUGCACGACACUUGCCCCCCUCCCCCUCGUACGGCCAUGGACUUUGCGGAAGGAGAGAUGCAGAACCCUCCGUCUGAGGACGUAGAGAUGGGGCAGGACGAGGACGAGGAGGACAGUUCUUCGUCUGACAGUGACGAUGAGACCACACGGCAGUUAGAGGCGAAGGUGAGCGGUAACCCCUAUGACUACAGCAGCCAUGUGGAGCUGAUCAGGGCCCUGAGGAGGGAGGGAGAGCUGGAGGACGUACGACAGGCCAGGGAGAGGAUGAGCAAGUUCUUCCCAUUAACAGAAGAGCUGUGGUUGGAAUGGCUGACAGAUGAGAUGAAGCUUGACUCUGGUCGACAGAACCGAACAGGAAUAAACCAGCUGUUUGAGAGGGCAGUGAAAGACUACCUCUGUGCGGAUGUAUGGUUGGAGUAUAUCCAGUACUGUAUCGGAGGGAUGGAGGAUGGGCUGGAGCCUGUGCGAGCGGUGUGUGAGAAGGCACUGACUGCGGGCGGGUUACACGUCUCCAAGGGAACCAUGCUCUGGGACGUGUACAGGGAGUUCGAGAAUGCUGUUCUUGCAGGAAUGCAGCCAGACCCAGGGUCCAUCUGUACAGGAGACCAGGAGGAGAAGAUCCAGGCCCAGAUCAGCAGGAUCAACUCUAUCUUCAGGAGGCAACUGUCCGUCCCUCUCCUGGGUAUGGAUGGUACAUAUCUGGAGUAUGAAGAGUUCCAGACAGGACCGGUGGAUGCCACAGUGAAGCAGGUGUACCAGAAGGCAUGCGAGAAGCUAGACAAGUAUAAACCCUUUGAAGAGUCAUUGACGAGUGCUACAGCCCCACGGCUGCAGGAGUAUCUGGCAUACAUUGAUUACGAGCUCGCUGAAGAUGAACCAACCAGGAUCCAGUGUAUCUUUGAGAGAGCACUUCAGGAGAACCCUCUGGUGGUGGAGCUGUGGACUAAAUACACCCACUACCUGGACACCAAGCUCAGAAUACCACACAUCGUGCUGUCCGCCCACGAGCGUGCCACCAGAAACUGUCCCUGGGCUGCUAUCCUCUGGCAAGGCUACCUUUUGGCCCUGGAGAGACAUAGACAGCCAAAGGAGAAAAUAAAGGAGGUGAUGGACACUGCCUUGCCUGCUGGUUUCCCUCAAGCCUCAGACUAUGUUAGUCUGUGGCAGACGUACUGUGACUACCACCGCAGGAGAGUAGACUGGACAAAAGAUGCUGAGUCCUCAGGUAUUGAUGCACUAAGGUCCACCUAUCAACAAGCUGUGGACUACUGCAGAGACAGCCUGCAGCAAUACUUUGGUGAGACUGGUGACCCACAGUGCACCUUACAACGAACCUGGGCAAGACUAGAGGCCAAGUACAACAAGAAUAUGGGAAAAGCAAGGGAACUAUGGGAUGGCAUCAUGGCGGAGGGCCAUGGGAGGGAGGCUCAGAUGUGGCUGGAGUAUGCAGAGCUGGAAAGAUCCUAUGGCGAUGUUGAGCGCAGCAGGAAAGUGCUGCAGAAGGCCGUCAGUAAGGCCAGCGACUGGCCAGAGUCGGUCUGUGAGGCACUCAUCAACUUUGAAAGGGAAGAAGGUACACUUGAAACAUACGACAACACUGUUGCAAGAUGUGAGGCUCAGCUGAAGAGAGUGCAGGAGAGAAGAGCCAAGCAAGCAGAAAAGGAGCUGGUGGCAGCCCAGGCAGAGGAACAGAAAGCUGAAGCCAGGAAGAAGAACAGGGCUGAGAAGAAGUCUGCCAAGAAACAGGAGAUGAAGCAAGGACAGAAGAGAAAGUUGGAUAAUCAGACAUUUGUGAAGUCAGGAGACUCUCUUCACACAGUCGGGUCAUCAGUGGAUGAGGAGGGGUUCAAAGUACCGGGCCUGCCGGCGCCCAAGACUGGGAACUUCAAGGCACCUGAAGAGCCUCCUGUCAAAAGGGUCAAAGGCGAUGAGCCAGAGGAGGUGCCAUUUUCCGCAGCAUGGCAGUCCAUCCACGAGGCCACGAUCCCGCCCGUCCCCUCCUCUACAGGAGAUGUACCAGUCCACGACCCCGACAGGGAGAGGAGGUCGGUGUUUGUCAGUAACCUGAGCUACAGCCUGCACAACCCUCAGGACAAGAUGAGAGAGGUCUUCUCAGAGUGUGGAGAAGUAGCAGAUGUGAGACUGGCCUUCACCAGCAAGAAGAAGUUCCGUGGAUUCUGUUAUGUGGAGUUCAAGGAGGAGUCUGCUGCUGUGAAGGCUCUCGGGUUUGACCACAAAGAGGUGGAAGGGCGCCCCCUGUUUGUUUCCCCCUGUAUCGACAAGAGGAAGGGAGACAAGUUCCAUGGGUUUCAGUAUGCAACCAAGCUGGAGAAAAACAAGUUGUUUGUGUCCAACCUGCCAUACACCGUGACCAAGGAGGCCCUGGAAAACAUCUUCAAACAGCAUGGUCCAUUGCGAGGUGUGAGGAUGGUGACCUAUAGGUCGGGUAAGCCAAAAGGACUGGCUUAUGUGGAGUAUGAGGACGAGCAAACAGCCAGCCAGGCAGUACUGAAGACAGACGGGCUGAUGAUAGGAGACAGGAAGAUCCAAGUGGCCGUCAGUAACCCCCCCACACGGAGAGGGGGACCCCAUGGGGAGGGUGUGGACGACAGGCUAAGUAGGUCCGACAACAAGGAGUCCCAGUACAGAGGGAAGGGUCGCACGCAGCUGUCUCUCCUUCCACGGUCUCUCCACAAACCCACAACUUCAUCAGCAAGUACAUCCAAACCUCCUGCAGGCAGCAAUGGGACCACAGCAGAUCAACCAGCUACAUCAGGACAACCAACAACUACACAGGAACCAGUUAAACAGGGUGCCAAGAGGCUCACCAAUGCAGACUUUGCCAAAAUGUUCUUCAAGAAGUAGGAAUUAAGUCAUAGAUGGUAUAUGUACCAGAAAGGCAGCUCCAAUACAAAAGUAGACCAGUCAUUCCUUACAAUAUAGCCCAGCACUGAAAAUGUUUGCUGUUUUUUUUUUUAAAUUUCAGUGUUAAGUUUUACCCCACAGUGGGUAAUCAGACAAUAAUGGAAUGCUAGUACAUGUAUACAUGUACCCUUUUCAUGUACAUGUGAUGAUUGUAGUCUAGUUUUCUCAAAAACAGUGAAGAUAGUCAGUAGAUAACUUGCCAUGUACUUAAAAAUCCCUUUUGAAGAUAAUUGUGAUAUCUUUUGUAAUUUGUUGUCUGAUUUGAAGAUAAGUUUCAAAAUCCACAUUGACCACAAUAGGGUUUCAUGUCUAAUUAGGGUUGUAAUACAUUAAUGGAUAUACCAUAUGCCCCAUACCCUUUUUGUCAAACUUUGUAACCUCACUGGGUUUUUGAUAAAUGUGUACUGGUCAUAUUAGCCAUGCACCAUAGAGAAUUGUCAAAAUAAAUAUAUUGAUUGAGGCACUCCACAAGAGAUGAAAUU